Molecule: messenger RNA, 1200 nt
Organism: Topomyia yanbarensis
Lineage: Eukaryota; Metazoa; Arthropoda; Insecta; Diptera; Culicidae
Exons: 1
Coding region: 1-1200 (399 amino acids)
Source: RefSeq, a predicted model, not a curated record
AUGUCUCCCCACGGCGGCGGCAGUAGCGGCGGCCCGAUGUUCAACGGGAGAAGCUUCCCGGCACUAGGGUUACUUCCUCAGUGCAAAGAUGGACGGUACCUCGUAGUUGAGCGUACGGACCAAGCACAAACACUGGAAAAGCUUUCCCCUUUUCUGAUCGAUAAAGCCAUCAGGAAUUGUUGUGGAGACGUUGCCAGUAUCAAACGUAUUAGGGACGGCAAAAUAUUGGUGCAAACUAAGACUGGUAAACAAGCUAACCAACUAGAGAAAUUGAAAACUCUUACGGAAGGAAUAAAUGUAUCAGUCACUGAACACAAUACGCUGAACUUAAGCCGAAUUGUCAUCUCAUGCAAAGAUCUCCUCUACAUGAAGGAUGAUGAAAUUUUGGAAGAAUUGCGUCCCCAAAAAGUUAUAAAGCUUGAUCGAAUUAAAAGAAAGGUAGAUGGCGAGCUAGUGGAAACUUCGUCAAUAAUAUUAACCUUGUCCAUAUCAAUACCACCACCAGAGAUAAAGAUAGGGUUCAUUGUGGUACCAACGAGACCGUACUACCCCCGCCCGAUGAGAUGCUUCCAGUGCCUCGCCUUUGGACACCUCGGAAAGCAUUGCAAACGAGAAAAAACUUGUGCAAACUGUGGAGACAAGCACCAUGGCGACGAUUGUAGGAAAACCCAAAAAUGCGUGAACUGUGAGGGCGCACAUGAGUCCAUCAGCCCGCAAUGUCCUGUAUGGAUAAAAGAAACCAAGAUAGUCCGAUUGAGAAUAGAUCAAAACAUACCCUUUUACGAAGCAAGAAGAUUAGUAGAGCAAAGUGAACCGCCCCAAGAAAAAUACGCAGAUAUAGCCGCGAAAACUGCAGCUAGUGUCAAUACCAGUAACUGCAAAUGCAAAUGUACUUGCGAUAAAACCACACACGAGUUGAGAGAAAAAACACCCGAACCCAUAGCAACAACGUCUAUACAAUCCAGCGAAUUGGACCUACCGGGGAAAGUUACACAAAUGGCAGAAAGUAACUCAUCCCCACAAGCGAAGAAAACAAAAAAAUUCUACGAGGACAUUAUUAGCAGCGACUGUUCUGAACCAAACCUAACAUCUCAACUAAGCUUACGAGCAAAAUCUGGUAUCAGAAUUACAAAAAGAGGCCGUGGUCGUCCGAGAAAGGUUGCACAGCAGAGCAGAGGAGAGGAAAUGGACGACGAGUAA